This is a messenger RNA of Aureobasidium melanogenum CBS 110374, 1863 nucleotides long. RefSeq names its product ankyrin repeat protein. Bases 1 to 1863 code for a protein of 620 amino acids. Gene Ontology annotation, molecular function: catalytic activity. Gene Ontology annotation, biological process: nucleoside metabolic process. NCBI's taxonomy places the organism in Eukaryota, Fungi, Ascomycota, Dothideomycetes, Dothideales, Saccotheciaceae. The record is from RefSeq and is a predicted model, not a curated record. The transcript is spliced from 3 exons.
AUGAGCAAUCUUGAGCCCCGGCGCGAGCAGUACACUGUAGGAUGGGUGUGUGCCCUGCCGACCGAAACGACAGCCGCGCAGGCAAUGUUGGACGAAACUUAUCCUGCCCUACCAUCGACGAAUGCUCACAAUUCAAACGUCUACAUUUUUGGGAGUGUAUGCAAUCAUAAGGUUGUUAUCGCGACCCUCCCAAGUGAUUCCUAUGGUACGACUUCCGCUGCUACCACGGCAAACGAAAUGCUGCGCGACUUUCCUGGUAUUCGGUUUGGUCUACUUGUGGGCAUUGGCGGCGGCAUCCCUAGUGAAGAGAACGACAUCAGACUUGGGGAUGUCGUCGUUAGCAAACCUCAAGGCACUAUUGGUGGUGUCGUACAAUUUGACCUUGGUAAAGAGACCAAUGAAGGUUUCGAGAGGACCGGGACACUUAACAGGCCACCCGACGUUUUGCUCAAAGCGAUUGCAUUACUUGAAUCUAGGCAUGCCCUACGUCGCUCGAUAGACGUGCCCAGAUACAUAUCAGAGGCCUACGAAAAAUUUCCCGACUACGAAGCCGAACAUCCAGGCCCUGAUCAAGAUCGUUUGUUUGAGGCAGCAUACGACCACGUUCCUAUGCAAGCCUCAACCUGUAAGCGGUGUGGCCUCGAUCAGCUUGUUAACCGCAAGGUCCGAAAAAGUCAGAACCCCGUCAUACACUAUGGUCUUAUUGGCUCCGGUAACCAAGUUAUCAAAAACAGUCGCAAGAGAGAUCUGCUUGGAGAGCAAGAUAUAUUGUGUGUUGAGAUGGAGGCUGCAGGCCUUAUGAAUAAUUUCCCAUGUCUUGUUAUUCGAGGGAUCUGUGAUUACAGCGAUUCCCACAAAAACAAACAAUGGCAGCCAUAUGCCGCGUUGGCGGCUGCAGCAUACGCGAAAGAGUUGCUCAGCACAAUUCCGGUUCUUGAAGUUGAAGCAGCCCCUGCAGCUCUUGAAAUGCUCCAGAAAAGUUAUAACAAGUCUAAAGGCCUCGAUGAGAUCAAGGAAAGCAUAGAGGAGAUCGCCGAACAAAACGAAGAGUCCCGUCAAGAAACAAAUCAUGAUAGGAUACGGAAUUGGCUUUCUCCUGCAGAUCCUUGGAACAAUUACAAUCGAGCACUUGAAACACGUCACUCGGAUUCAGGUGCAUGGUUUUUGCAAAGUCAGCAGUAUUUCCAAUGGAAGUCUUCCAUAGGGACAUCCCUAUGGUUGCAUGGGCUGGCAGGCUGUGGUAAGACGGUCCUCACCUCUUCCAUCAUCAAGAACCUGGAGCGAGAGAUCAACUCAGAUCCUCUUGCUUCAUCUGCACCGAUCUUGUUAUACUUCUUCUUCGAUUUUAGCGACAUGAAGAAGCAGACUUUGAGAGAUCUGGCAUUUUCGCUCGUCUACCAACUGCACCGUCAGGAUGGGAGCUUGCAGGAGCCUCUAGACUCGCUGCGAAAAGCCUGUGACAACGGGUACAGAGAACCGACGACACAGCAAUUACUAGAGGUCUUCUUGAACGCCAUAGAGAUCACGGAUCGUAAAUUGUAUCUAAUACUCGACGCUCUCGACGAGUCCAGUGUUCCGAGGCAGGAUCUGCUUGACUGGAUCAAGAGCAUUGCAGAGCUUGCCUCCCCGAAAGUUCAUCUGCUUGUUACUAGCCGCAAAGAAUCUGAUAUCGCAUCGAUCUUUGGUCGUGGCAACUUGAUGGGUCAGGUUGUCCCUGUUGAAACAGACAUCAUCAAUGAAGACAUACGAGCAUAUAUAGGACACAGAUUGCGAACAAGCGGUGAAUUCGGGAGAUGGAAAGACCGAGACGAUGUCCAGCAGAUGAUCCAGGAAUCGCUUAUGAGCAUGUCUGACGGGAUGUAA